UCCAAUCCAAAUCAAGAUUUUAACCAUCAUCCUAGUAUUUUACAGCUGCGAACGAUGUCAGGCCGUGGAAAGGGAGGCAAAGGGCUGGGCAAGGGAGGAGCAAAGCGCCAUCGGAAAGUUCUCCGGGACAACAUUCAGGGUAUCACGAAGCCGGCGAUACGAAGAUUGGCUAGGAGAGGAGGUGUGAAGAGAAUCAGUGGGCUGAUCUACGAGGAAACCAGGGGCGUUCUGAAGAUAUUCUUGGAGAACGUGAUUCGCGAUGCGGUGACGUACACUGAGCACGCCAGGAGGAAGACCGUGACCGCCAUGGACGUGGUUUACGCCCUCAAGAGGCAGGGAAGGACUCUUUACGGCUUCGGUGGCUGAUAAAUUUCAUUCUUUUUGGGUCUCUCUUCGGCGUUUUUGGUUGAAAUUCAGCUUCUGAGUUUUGCCAUUUCUUGUCUCAAUCAGUAGCUAUUACUGGCUGUAAUAGACUGAAUGUAUGCUAUUUCUGACAACAAUGGAGAUUGUUAUAUGAGAAUUGCUAAAACUAUCGUUUCAUAUUA
Molecule: messenger RNA, 545 nt
Organism: Vitis riparia (riverbank grape)
Lineage: Eukaryota; Viridiplantae; Streptophyta; Magnoliopsida; Vitales; Vitaceae
Product: histone H4
Exons: 1
Coding region: 55-366 (103 amino acids)
Biological process (GO): nucleosome assembly
Cellular component (GO): nucleosome
Molecular function (GO): DNA binding; structural constituent of chromatin; protein heterodimerization activity
Source: RefSeq, a predicted model, not a curated record